AUGUCAUCCAGUGCAUCCUAUCUUAACAGUCCAGCAGAGACAGCUAUCCAGUACAUGAUUCCAGAUAAGCACGGCAAGAGAUUCUCUCAGGAAGAAGAUAACUUACUGAGAGAUCUUGCGAAGGACAAAAAGAAUCGUACAUGGAAAGAAAUUGCUUUGUUCCUUCCUGGAAGAACUGCUUGUCAAUGCCGCGAUAGAUACAAUCAGUAUCUCUUUAAAGAUGUUGUUAACAAACCAUGGACACCAGAAGAAGAUGAGAUUAUUGUCAAAAAAUAUAAAUUAUAUGGUCCUCAUUGGGUUAAAAUAUCUCAAUACUUACCAGGAAGAAGUGGAAACAAUAUCAAAAAUCGUUGGAACAGUGCUUUAACAAAAUAUCAUGGAAUGUCGCAUAAGAAUCCAAAAAUAAUCAGACGCUCAAAUAAGAGCAAAUUCAUUGAUGAUAAUAUAAUUUAUAAUACCAACCAACCUUCUUCACCAGAGAUUCAUGUGAACGAAAAAUAUUCUCAACAAAUUACUCCGAAAUCAAAUCCAGUUAUCAAUGAACAAAUUUCUGGCCACUCAUUAGACGCUUUGAUGCAAGUAUUCAACCAGAAUGAAGAUGCUUUUCAAGGAUUAUUUGACGAUUUUAAUGAAUUCUCAGAAUUCGAGAAUUUUGCAUUCUAA
Molecule: messenger RNA, 663 nt
Organism: Trichomonas vaginalis G3
Lineage: Eukaryota; Parabasalia; Trichomonadida; Trichomonadidae
Product: RNA polymerase II transcription regulator recruiting protein
Exons: 1
Coding region: 1-663 (220 amino acids)
Biological process (GO): regulation of DNA-templated transcription
Cellular component (GO): nucleus
Molecular function (GO): RNA polymerase II cis-regulatory region sequence-specific DNA binding; DNA-binding transcription factor activity, RNA polymerase II-specific
Source: RefSeq, a predicted model, not a curated record